AGCCAAUGCCCUUUCAGCCAUUUUGGAGGGUGAAGACGUAGAAGAUUGGGCUAAAUGCUCUUAAAAGCAAGAAUUUGCAAACGCGCGUAUGAGGCACCACUGACAGCAAUGUCCGAGGCCGUCGACUACGUCGCCCUGUUGACGGCGGUGCCGAGCGUGCUGGUCGUCGGAGACGAGAGCUUCGAGUUCUCGCUGGGACUGGCCGAAGCGGCCGCGGCGCGGGGCAAGAGCGCCGGGCGCUGGCUCUGCGCGACGGCGUACGAGGCCGCGCCCGUCGACGCGGCCGCCGCGACGCGCGCCGCCGAGCUCGGCUGCCUCGGGGCGGUGGUGCGCCAGGGCGUCGACGCGACGCGCCUCGAGGGCAUGCACCUCUGCGAGCCGUCGAUCCAGGUCGACUGGAUCCCGCCGCCGGCCUUCGGCGCCGUGGUGUUCAACUUUCCCUACGUCGUCGUCGAGGGCCGGCGGCCCCGCGUCGACGACAACCGCGAGCUCCUCGUGAAGUUCUUCGCGAGCGCGCGGAGGGUGCUGCGCCCGGGCGGCCUUGUCGUCGUCGCGCUCGCGCGCGGCCAGGGCGGCACGCCGGCCGACGCGACGGCCGGGACGCGCCGGGACGCCUACCAGAACUCGUGGCGCAUCCUCGACGCGGCCGCGCGGGCGGACCUCGUCCUCGCGGCGGCCGGCCCGCCUCAGUUCCCGGGGAACUACGCGCCCGCGGGCUACCGGCGCCGCGGCGCGGACCGGCGCAUCGCCGACUCCUACGUGAAGCUGUCCGUCGCCCACGUCUUCCGGCCGGAGGGCAGCUGCAUGCCGCGGCACGCCGUCGAGUUCGCGCACGACCUCUCGUUCUGGCUCCCCGCCGCGGCCGCCGUCGACGAGGCGUUCGCGGCCUGCCCCGCCAUGGCGCCCGCCGACGGCAUCGACGACGCGUUCGCGGCCUGCGCCGCGGCCGCGGCCGCGGCGGCCGGCGUCGGGCUCCUAGCCGCGACGCGCACCGACGCCUAUGCGUGUCCGACGACGGGCCGCCACGCGCGGACCUAUCGCGCGGUCAUAGCGAGCGGUAGGCGCGCGUGCUCGAAACACCGCUCGUCCGUCGUCGCGCUGGAGAUCACGCGCUGCGCGCACGAGGGCCUCCGGUUCGUGCCGAGGUCCUACGCCAACGAAGGCGGCGGUCCAGACGACUAG
Molecule: messenger RNA, 1182 nt
Organism: Pelagomonas calceolata
Lineage: Eukaryota; Pelagophyceae; Pelagomonadales; Pelagomonadaceae
Source: the annotation of a GenBank genome assembly